UACCUUGUUUCUCCUCACCAACAACCAAACAAAUGCAGAUAAUCUAAAAAUAAUGAAACUCCACUUCAUCGCACACACUGCCUGAACAAUACAAAAUCACACAUGGAUUCAAUUUAACACUGAAACUCAGAAAACCCGUUUUCACAUUUCAUCUUCUUCUGCAACAUUUUCUCUGUCUUUUGGGUCUCUGAGAGAAUCAGCCAUGGCAUUGCAGAGGCAGCUCUUGAAGAAAGCUCUAGGGGAAGCCAAGACCAAGAUUGGUGGCUCCCGUUUUUGUCAACGGCCAUCUCUCUGCGGUUCUUUCUCUACGGUUCCUUCUUCUGCUGCUGAUCAUGAGGCUGCUCUGCCUUUGCUGCCGCCGUUUGAUUACGAGCCAAAGCCUUACAAUGGACCUCGGGGCGAUGAGGUCUUCCAGAAGCGAAAGAAGUUUCUGGGUCCUUCUCUUUUCCAUUAUUAUCAGAACCCUCUCAAUAUUGUUGAAGGGAAGAUGCAAUAUUUGUUCGAUGAGAAUGGCAGGGGCUACCUUGAUGCUUUUGCUGGGAUAGUCACUGUUUCUUGUGGCCAUUGCCAUCCAGAAGUUUUAAAUGCUAUCAUGGAGCAGAGCAAGCUUCUGCAGCAUGCCACAACCAUUUACCUGCACCAUGCAAUAGCUGAUUUUGCCGAGGCAUUAGCUUCAAAAAUGCCUGGAAAUUUAAAGGUUGUUUACUUUGUGAAUUCUGGGACAGAAGCAAAUGAAUUAGCAAUGUUGAUGGCUCGUCUAUAUAGUGGCAGUCUUGAUAUGAUUUCGUUGAGAAAUGCAUAUCAUGGGGGAAGUUCUAAUACAAUUGGUUUGACCGCUUUGAACACAUGGAAGUAUCCAAUUCCACAGGGUGAAAUUCAUCACGUUGUAAAUCCAGAUCCAUACCAUGGAAUCUUUGGCUCGGAUGCCAAAAGUUAUGCUAAAGAUGUACAAGAUCACAUUGAUUAUGGAACUUCAGGAAAAGUUGCUGGAUUUAUAUCUGAAACAAUUCAGGGAGUUGGAGGAGCAGUUGAAUUGGCACCUGGAUAUUUAAAACUGGUUUAUGACAUUGUUCGCAAGGCUGGUGGUGUCUGCAUUGCUGAUGAAGUACAAACUGGGUUUGGGCGCACAGGAAGCCAUUAUUGGGGCUUUGAAACGCAGGGUGUCAUUCCUGAUAUAGUUACCAUGGCUAAGGGCAUUGGAAACGGGUUGCCAUUGGGAGCAGUGGUGACAACACCAGAAAUAGCAAGUGUACUAGCCCAGAAGAUUCAAUUCAACACUUUCGGUGGAAACCCUGUAUGCUCUGCUGGAGGGCUUGCAGUGCUCAGAGUUAUUGAUAAGGAGAAGUGUCAAGUUCAUUGCGCUGAUGUUGGCUCUCACUUGCUUGGGCGUUUGAGAGAUCUUCAGCAAAGAUAUGAAAUCAUUGGAGAUGUCAGAGGCCAAGGCUUAAUGGUGGGGAUAGAGCUUGUCACUGACAGGAAAGAGAAGACGCCUGCGAAGGCAGAAACCACAGUUUUGUUCGAGAAACUCAGAGAGCUCGGAGUUCUAGUUGGCAAAGGGGGACUACAUGGAAAUGUUUUUAGGAUAAAGCCACCAAUGUGUUUUACCAAAGAUGAUGCAGAUUUUCUUGUUGAUGCUUUGGACUACUCCAUGUCAAAGUUGUGAGGGCUAAUACAUGAAGAACCAAAUGAUAUUGUGGUUUGUAAAGAACUUUUCAAUAAUGUAUUCCUAGAGUUUGUGCUCAUUUUACAUGAGAAAUAGCAGCUUGGUCAUCUCCACGAAGGUGGCUAGCAACUGUUGGAUGAAAUCGAUCCAUGUACGAGGAGUGAAGAUGCCAAUCUGUGCACCAAAAUUGAUUCCGCUAGCUUAUCAUCAGAGGCCAUUAAGAGAGAGAGAUAAGCUGUAUGUUUUUCAUUGUUAAGGAUGGAAGUUGCUAAUUUACUAAACCCUUUUUGAGGUCUGGUUUUCCAAAAUGUCACCUCAAAGUGGAAAAGUGUUAAUAGAGAGCCAACCAACAUUCUGUAAAUAAGAAAGAAAAA
Prunus avium (sweet cherry) is the source of this 2037-nucleotide messenger RNA. RefSeq names its product alanine--glyoxylate aminotransferase 2 homolog 1, mitochondrial. Gene Ontology annotation, molecular function: pyridoxal phosphate binding; L-alanine:glyoxylate transaminase activity. Gene Ontology annotation, biological process: glyoxylate catabolic process. Lineage: Eukaryota; Viridiplantae; Streptophyta; Magnoliopsida; Rosales; Rosaceae. Gene Ontology annotation, cellular component: mitochondrion. The record is from RefSeq and is a predicted model, not a curated record.